This is a messenger RNA of Echinops telfairi (small Madagascar hedgehog), 4192 nucleotides long. RefSeq names its product cadherin 7 (gene CDH7). Lineage: Eukaryota; Metazoa; Chordata; Mammalia; Afrosoricida; Tenrecidae. Gene Ontology annotation, biological process: homophilic cell-cell adhesion; cell-cell junction assembly; calcium-dependent cell-cell adhesion. The transcript has 9 exons. The coding region runs from base 226 to 2394 and encodes 722 amino acids. Gene Ontology annotation, molecular function: cadherin binding; calcium ion binding. Gene Ontology annotation, cellular component: adherens junction; plasma membrane; catenin complex. The record is from RefSeq and is a predicted model, not a curated record.
CUGACACCAUUCUCUGGCCAAGACUCCUCGGCAGUGGUGACCUCUGCCACUCAAACACUCUACAAAUUAUCAUCUCUGGACUCCCGACUGACACCCUGCUGGAGGCAAGAGCUACUAAGCCAACUGGAACUGUGCCUUUUUUUUUUGCCCCCUUGUCAAGGGUUUUUGUUUGUUUUUUUUCUUUCUCCUUACACAGGACAAAGCACGGAAGAAAGAAAACAAAAGAUGAAGCUGGGCAAAGUGGAGUUCUGCCAUCUUCUGCAGCUCAUCGCUCUUGUCCUCUGCUUUUCUGGGAUGACUCAAGCGGAGCUCUCCAGGUCCAGCUCCAAGCCCUAUUUCCAGGCAGGGAGGCCCCGGACCAAGCGUAGCUGGGUGUGGAAUCAGUUCUUUGUGCUGGAGGAGUACAUGGGCUCUGACCCCCUCUAUGUAGGAAAGCUGCACUCGGAUGUUGAUAAAGGAGACGGGUCCAUCAAAUACAUCUUGUCCGGUGAAGGGGCGAGUUCCAUUUUCAUUAUUGAUGAGAACACUGGGGAUAUCCAUGCCACCAAGAGGCUGGACCGCGAGGAGCAGGCCUACUAUACGCUGCGCGCGCAAGCGCUGGACCGGCUCACCAGCAAGCCAGUGGAGCCCGAGUCGGAGUUUGUCAUCAAGAUCCAGGACAUCAACGACAACGAACCCAAAUUCCUGGAUGGGCCGUACACUGCAGGGGUGCCCGAGAUGUCCCCUGUGGGAGUCAUCAAGACUGCCCUUCCCAACAUGGACAGAGAGGCUAAAGACCAGUAUCUGCUUGUUAUUCAGGCAAAGGACAUGGUUGGUCAAAAUGGCGGACUCUCGGGCACUACAUCAGUCACUGUGACCCUCACUGAUGUCAACGAUAACCCACCUCGCUUUCCACGAAGGUCCUACCAAUAUAAUGUCCCAGAGUCCUUACCUGUGGCUUCCGUGGUAGCCAGAAUCAAAGCUGCUGAUGCGGAUAUUGGUGUGAAUGCUGAAAUGGAGUACAAAAUUGUGGAUGGUGAUGGAUUAGGGAUUUUCAAAAUCUCUGUUGACAAAGAUACCCAAGAAGGAAUCAUUACAAUACAGAAGGAACUGGACUUUGAAACAAAAACCAGUUAUACCCUCAGGAUCGAAGCAGCCAAUAAAGAUGUCGACCCUCGCUUCCUGAGCCUGGGGCCCUUCAGCGACAUGACGACUGUGAAGGUCAUUGUGGAGGACGUGGAUGAGCCCCCUGUCUUCUCCUCCCCUCUGUACCCCAUGGAGGUGUCGGAAGCCACCCAAGUUGGGAAUAUUAUCGGCACCGUGGCAGCUCAUGACCCGGACUCUUCCAAUAGCCCAGUGAGGUAUUCAAUUGACAGGAACACAGACUUGGAGAGAUACUUCAAUAUCGAUGCCAACAGUGGAGUCAUUACAACCGCCAAGUCUCUGGACCGAGAGACGAAUGCUGUUCAUAACAUCACAGUCCUCGCAAUGGAGAGCCGAUGUAGUUGGGUACACCAUCAUGCAUUUGCACCUUCCAUUCUCUGUUCCAAGGUUAUCCAGAAAAUCAGUGCGGUGGAUAAAGAUGAGCCAUCCAAUGGGCACCAGUUCUACUUCAGCUUAACCACUGAUGCAGCAAACAACCACAACUUCUCGUUGAAAGAUAAUAAAGACAACACGGCCUUGGUCCUAACCCGGAGAAACGGCUUCCGGAGACAGGAGCAGUCUGUGUACUAUCUGCCCAUCUUCAUAGUGGACAGUGGCUCCCCCUCACUCAGCAGCACCAACACGCUCACCAUCCGGGUGUGUGACUGUGACGCCGAUGGCAUCGCCCAGACCUGUAACGCAGAGGCCUAUGUGCUGCCCGCAGGCCUCAGUACCGGAGCCCUGCUCGCCAUCCUGGCCUGUGUCCUGACAUUACUGGUGUUAAUUCUGCUGAUCGUCACUAUGAGGAGACGGAAAAAAGAGCCCCUGAUCUUUGACGAGGAGAGGGACAUCCGAGAAAACAUCGUCCGCUAUGAUGAUGAAGGUGGCGGAGAGGAAGACACGGAGGCGUUUGACAUGGCUGCCCUGAGGAACCUCAACGUCAUCAGAGACACCAAGACCCGCAGGGAUGUGACUCCAGAGAUCCAGUUCUUGAGUCGACCUGCGUUUAAAAGCAUCCCAGAUAAUGUCAUUUUUAGGGAAUUUAUUUGGGAAAGACUGAAGGAGGCCGAUGUGGAUCCUUGUGCACCCCCUUAUGAUUCUUUGCAGACCUAUGCCUUCGAAGGAAAUGGCUCUGUGGCGGAGUCUCUCAGCUCCUUAGAUUCCAUCAGCUCAAACUCUGAUCAGAAUUACGAUUACCUCAGCGACUGGGGGCCUCGCUUUAAACGGCUUGCGGACAUGUACGGGACUGGCCAGGAGGGUGUGUACUCCUAGCCCUGAGCCUUCCAUGGAAAUGUACUGAAGGAAAAGCAAAAAACAAACACACAACCACUCCCCCACCACAAUGGGAGCAUGGCUGGCUGGAAACAUGGAACGUGGAGGGAACCACAGCUGUACAUGUGUCUCCUUUUUUAACCAUUUCGGUUUCUGCCUCGGUGAAGUGUUCCCUUUAAGACAUAUCCAAGGGAUGGCACUGAUCCAGUCUUGGAGCAUUUGGGGACUUUUUGAUAUAAAGGAAUGCUCGGGGGUGUGUGUGUGUAUGUGAAUAGAUAGCAACUCUCCUCUACCUGCAAAGGCACUUCACUUCUACAAGUGAGCAGUAUCUGCCUGGCCUGGGAGCCAAGCCCUGUACAUACACACCUUCAUGGUACUGCCAGCGAGAGGAAGGAAAAUGUGCCCAGCUCUUGAAGUCCUGGCAGUACUUGCAUAUCAAAACCUGGCAGCAAGUUCAUUUAGAGGGAUGGUCGCAGCUUGCUGGCUUAUACAGAACAGCAGCAUUUCACAGCUGUGGGUUUGCAAGUCUCUUUUCUUUAGGAAAUAAUGGAUCAGUGCUUAGGAAAUUUUCUCCGCCUGAACCUCCCCCCAGCCUUCAAAACAAAGCCAAUGCAAUUGGACUUCUGGAAUCUUAAACCAUUAUUUAGCAAGUAAAUGAGGAAGUGUUCCAAAUAAGAAAAUUCUGAAUGAUUCCCUAAAUCCGCAGUCAUUUUGAGAUGCUCGUGUAGGUAUGGAAAAAGUUGCUGUCUAUUCGUUGAUUUUUUAUUAUCUCUUCUGAUUUGUACAGGAGAAUUUUAUUUCUUUUCUUUUCGACACAUGGUGUGAUAUUUAUGUUGGCGCUCCAAUCUCUGCUCAAUUCAGGCUCAUCGUCCUCACCUAGGAUCAAACUCGUCCGAACGCACUGAGUUCAAUGAAGCGAGGACAUGGAGACAUCAUAGUAAAGCCCUGGAGCCCCUGUCACGGUCCAGACCUCAGCGAGGAACGCAGCUACAGGGAAACGGGAGCUGUUCUUUGGAGCCAUUAGAAUGUGCAAAACAUGGCCGUCAAAUAACUGUACUUGGUAUUUGAGAAAGGAAACUUCAGGGAGAACAUACGUUCUCUUUGAUUCCAGAUUGAUUUUUCAAAGUCACAUGUGUGAGCUCCAAAGACGUUCGAGAACUUGUCUACCUGCUACCCGCCCCCGCCUCUAACUCUUUUGCUGCACACAUGUGCAGUCUAGGACUGACAUUUCCUUUACAGCUUCAGCAGAGUAAUGUCAGACCUCUCAAACCCCGUGUCUCCAGUCUUAUGCAAAACUGCCCCUCAGAAAUGAACCCAGCCAUAUGUCAUUUCUACCCCAAGUUUAGAUGUGCCAAAGCAAGGAGAGUGACUUCACAUGAUCACAAGUGUGUAUGUUUGAUGUGGGAUUCUUAGAAUAAGGCUUUUAUGAUUAAAAAGUUAAAAACAAUAUUUCUACCUAGCAUUUCCCCCUAGACUAAUAUUAGCUUCAUAUGCAUAUUUUCAAAGAAGGAAUUUAUUUUUUUGCUCCUUUUACAAAGGAUGUGUAAUUUUGGUCCGACUACGUCAUCAGAGAGAGAAGACUGUGCUGGGAACUGUGUCUGGAAAGUGCUUCUUCUGAGAGGCAGCCCUGGGACAGAGCGUCAGUGUGUGGAUGACAUUCCAUAGGGGUCUCUCAACUCACAGUCCACCCUUAGAAAUGAAUUCUGUGAAAGUGGCCUUUAGCCCAUCAAAACACAUUAUUCAAUAAAUUUGAUUCUCUGCAAAGUCCUUUUGUUUGAAUAAAGUUUUAUACACAUUG